This is a messenger RNA of Auxenochlorella protothecoides, 258 nucleotides long. RefSeq lists its product as hypothetical. NCBI's taxonomy places the organism in Eukaryota, Viridiplantae, Chlorophyta, Trebouxiophyceae, Chlorellales, Chlorellaceae. The transcript has 2 exons. The record is from RefSeq and is a predicted model, not a curated record. The coding region runs from base 1 to 258 and encodes 85 amino acids.
AUGGUGGUGGGCGUGUUGGGCUUCCACCUGCUCUGGGCCUACCAGUCCCGGCAUCUCACGAAGUACCUGCUCCCACGCUGCACCAUUCUGGGGUACUGCGGCAUGGGUCUCAUCACGCUCAGCGGCAAGGGGCAUGCCAUCCACUUCCACCACCUGUAUGUUGGCCUGGCUCUGGCAAUGUGGGCGGAUGCAAAUCACAUGCUGUCCGCUGCCCUGCUGGCGAUUGGAGCGGGCAUCUUCUGCCAGGUGGGUGACUGA